This is a messenger RNA of Alosa sapidissima (American shad), 1963 nucleotides long. RefSeq names its product E3 ubiquitin-protein ligase TRIM47-like. Gene Ontology annotation, molecular function: protein binding; zinc ion binding. NCBI's taxonomy places the organism in Eukaryota, Metazoa, Chordata, Actinopteri, Clupeiformes, Clupeidae. The coding region runs from base 5 to 1963 and encodes 652 amino acids. The record is from RefSeq and is a predicted model, not a curated record. The transcript is spliced from 8 exons.
UCUAAUGACAAAACAGAAACAAAACUCAACUCACUCUGCUGCUGCUUCUCAGAGUGUGCUUGUUGUUGGUGAGAGAUUGAAAAUGGCAGAGGCGAUUUCUCAGGACGAAGAGUCUUUCAUUUGUCCAGUCUGUCUGGAUCUCCUGAAGGAUCCAGUAGCUAUUCCCUGUGGACAUAAUUACUGUAUGAGGUGCAUUCAUGACUGCUGGGAUCGGGAGGAUCAGAAAAGAGUCUACAGCUGCCCCCUGUGCAAACACACCUUCACUCCCAGACCUGUUCUCUACAAAAAUCCUCUGAUUGCUGAAAUGGUGGAGAAAUUUAGGAAGACCAGAAUUCAAGCUAAUCCUCCUUUUCACUGUUAUGCUGGACCUGGAGAUGUGGAGUGUGAUGUAUGCACUGGGAGAAAACUCAAAGCUGUAAAGUCCUGCCUGGAGUGUGUGCAUUCGUACUGUGAAACUCACUAUAAAGCUCACAAUGAACUUAAUCCUGGAAGAAACCACAAAGUGGUUGAUGCCACAGGUCAGCUACAGGAGAGGAUCUGUGCCCAACAUGGGAAGCCUUUGGAGAUAUUUUGUCGUACGGAUCAAAGCUGUGUCUGUUUUCUCUGUCUGCUGAAUGAACACAAAGGCCAUGACACUGUGUCCACCUCUGCAGGGAGAAAGGAGAAACAGACGCAGUUGGGGCAGAUCCAGAGGAGCUUCCAGCAGAGGGUACAGAAGAGAGAGAUGGAGCUGCAGGAACUGAGGAAGGCUGAGGGGACUGUCAGGAGAUCUGCACAAACAGCAGUGGAGGACAGUGAGAGGAUCUUCACUGAGAUGAUCCGCUCCAUUGAGAGAAGACGCACUGAGGUGAAAGAGCUGAUCAGAGCUCAGGAGAAGGCUGAGGUGAGUCGGGCUAAAGGACUCCUGAAGCAACUGGAGCAGGAGAUUGCUGAGAUGAAGAGGAGACAUGCUGAGCUGGAGAAGCUUUCACACACAAACGACCACAUCCAUUUCCUCAAGAAUGUUGUGUCAGCCACCAGUGCUCCUUGCAGUACAGUAACAACCAGCAAGACAUUCAGCCAAUCAAGUUUCUCAUUUGAGGCUGUGAAGGAAUCUGUCUCUGCAGUGAAGGCGCAGCUGGAAGAGAAACUAGAUGACAUCAUCAUGCAAGGAGUAGUCAAGAUAUCUGCAGCAGAUACUGAUCCAGAACUCCCAGUCAGAAGAACAAACCGCAUGGAAAUGGGAGGUCGCAGCAUGUUUGGCAAGACCCAAUCUGUGGUGGGCCAGCAGACCGAGUUGCGGCUGCAACGCAGCUGCUCACUGCCCAACACCGCCAGCAGGGUCAUGACCAAAGCCGUCCCCAUGCAUUGCACUGUGGACAGACAGAUGCUAUCCACUGACGUCCUGGAAUCCCCAGUGGAGUAUUGGGGUCGGGUGGAGGGCACCCACCUAGGGCCGAAGCUAUUAGAGGUGGUGCUGCAGAGUGGGCCAUGUGGGUUCGGCUUUUGCAUCGUCGACAGCCCGCUGGGCCAGAGGGUCAGUAAGCUCUUGGACGAGCAGAGCUGUUGUGGCCUGCUCAAGGACGACAUCAUCAAGGAGAUCAACAACUGCGACGUGCAGAUGCUCAGCCACACGCAGGUGGUGGGCCUGCUCAAGAAGGUGCCCAUAGGGGCCACCAUCACACUCUUGGUGAUCCGAGGAGCCUCGGCUGUGAACACUGUGAAUCUGGAUGUGUUCAUCACACUGCAUGAUGAGUCAGGCUUUGGCCUAAAAAUCUGUGGAGGAGAGAGACCCGGGCAGGCCGUGUACAUUGCGAUGAUCAUGCCGUUGGGAGCAGCAGAGCGGGAUGGCCGGCUUCAGGUGGGGGACGAGCUCAUCUGCAUCGAUGGCACAUCCAUUACUGGCUACUCACACAAGGAGGUGGUAGACCUCAUGACCAAUGCUGUCCACCUUGGUCACGUCAAGCUUACUUUACGCCGGUGA